AAUAAUUCCCCUCCUAAGAAACAUCUACCUACUUCCCACAUCUCUCUAUUAAUAGCUUUCUGGUAUCAUAGCGGCCGCCUAGCUACCUACCCACUAUUUAUGUCCCCUCUCCGCUCCACCCUCCCGCUCGCUCCCGCGAUGUGCAGACUCGACCGGACGUUCACGGUCUGCCUGACGUGCGGCGCGGUCAGCCUGGACGCGCAGCGGUUCUGGCCGUGCGCGUAUCGCAGCGGGACCUUGCAGAGCUGCCUGCUGUCGCGGCCGGCGAACGACAACCUGCAGCUGAUCGUGCUGCCGCGGGAGGCCGCGCACUGGUGCCUGCACUGCGCGUCGGGGGAGCCGGCGCCGCGCGAGGCCACGCGCCGGGCCGCCACGGCGCUGCGCCGGUCGCUGCGGCGGAUCGCGCGCCGCACCGCCCGGCAGCCGCCGCCGCUGCCGCCGCCACCGCUGUUAUCACCACGGCCGCCGCCACCGCCACCGUCGUCGUCACCGUCGUGGUACCCCCACCACGCCGCCGACGACGCCGCGUGGGACGGCCCGCCUAAGGCGGCGGGCUCCCCGCCAGCCGGCGCGGCGCCCGGGGCGAUCCGCUCGCCGCUCGAGGAGCCCGAGCUCCCGGUCGCCGAGCCCCAGCCGAUCAACGUGUCGCUCGAGGAGCUCGAGCGCCUGGUCGCCGACGCGGCGCGUCGGGCGGUCGACCCGCCGCGAGAGCAGCCGGGCACGGGCAGGGCCGGGUCGCCUCCCUGGACCGAGGCCGUUCGUAUUCCUCUCGACCAGGAAUCCAUCGAGUCAGCCGUGGCCAACGCGUAUCGCCGUUUCCAGGCCUCCUGGGAGGCUGAUCGUGAAAACCCUGGGGGAUGA
This is a messenger RNA of Durotheca rogersii, 861 nucleotides long. RefSeq lists its product as uncharacterized. Lineage: Eukaryota; Fungi; Ascomycota; Sordariomycetes; Xylariales; Xylariaceae. The record is from RefSeq and is a predicted model, not a curated record. The transcript has a single exon. The annotation marks the transcript as partial.